GAUAUUAAUAAAUAUAAUAAAGUUCAAGCUGAGUAUAACAAACAUAAAGAGGCUGCAGAACUUGAAAGAUGGCACUAUAAUAACAAUAUUGAAGAGAGCAAGAAUAACUCUGAUAUUACAUAUGUUUGUUACGAUUAG
Messenger RNA from Racocetra persica, 138 nucleotides. The record is from the annotation of a GenBank genome assembly. NCBI's taxonomy places the organism in Eukaryota, Fungi, Glomeromycota, Glomeromycetes, Diversisporales, Gigasporaceae.